AUGGAUCUGUCUUCUGAGCACAGCUCUCCUGAAGCGCACUCUUGCUCUCGUGGUGUUCUUCGACGCUCUUUUGGUGCUCCUUCUCGCUCCUCUGGUGCUCCUCCUCGCUUCUCUGGUACUCCUUCUCGCCCCUCUGGUGCUCCUCCUCGCUUCUCUGCUACUCCUUCUCGCCCCUCUGGUGCUCCUCUUCGCUUCUCUGGUACUCCUUCUCGCCCCUCUGGUGCUCCUCCUCGCUUCUCUGCUACUCCUUCUCGCCCUCUGGUGCUCCUCCUGGCUCCUCUAGUGCUCCUUCUCGCCCCUCUGGUGCUCCUCUUCGCUUCUCUGGUACUCCUUCUCGCCCCUCUGGUGCUCCUCCUCGCUUCUCUGCUACUCCUUCUCGCCCCUCUGGUGCUCCUCCUGGCUCCUCUGGUGCUCCUUCUCGCCCCUCUGGUGCUCGUUGUCGCUCUUCUGGUACUCCCUCUCGCUCCGGUGAUUCUCCUCCUCGCUCCUCUGGUACUCUCUCCCGCCCCUCUCAGAUCUCAGCAAGAACUGUUGAGGCUCCACCUGAUGCCUACGCUGAACCGCCGUGCAAGUCUAAGCUAG
This is a messenger RNA of Perkinsus marinus ATCC 50983, 582 nucleotides long. RefSeq lists its product as hypothetical. Lineage: Eukaryota; Perkinsozoa; Perkinsida; Perkinsidae. The record is from RefSeq and is a predicted model, not a curated record. The coding region runs from base 1 to 582 and encodes 193 amino acids. The transcript has a single exon.